Molecule: messenger RNA, 435 nt
Organism: Linum trigynum
Lineage: Eukaryota; Viridiplantae; Streptophyta; Magnoliopsida; Malpighiales; Linaceae
Source: the annotation of a GenBank genome assembly
AUGGAGGCUGUCGAUUCAUCGUGCCAUUGUGGUCGUAGCUUCCCUCGAUUCCCUGCUGAUGAGGGUAGGGCCAGUCACCCGACAUCUCCUGGUUGUCCCCGCCGUACUCUGGUUUGGUCCCUGAUCCUUGCCCAACUUCUUGACAGCCUCGACCUCGCCCUCCACCUGCUCGCGGGGUACCCCAUGGGGGAUACCCAUACUCCGGGCCUCUUUCGAAGCCCCUGCCCGGCGCACCGAGCUGUUGUCCGCCGGUUGGUGACCAACCAGUUCGGUCCGGCCCAACUUGGGGUCCGACACCCAACCCACUCUACCCCAUCUGGUCCUAGAUCCACCCAGCCUUCCUGGCCUGCAAAGCUCAACUCGUCCUCUUCCCCGGUCCCAAUCGGCCAUGGUUCAUCUCCCUCGGGCCCAGGCGGCCAUGGCUCACCUUCAUAA